Molecule: messenger RNA, 1263 nt
Organism: Klebsormidium nitens
Lineage: Eukaryota; Viridiplantae; Streptophyta; Klebsormidiophyceae; Klebsormidiales; Klebsormidiaceae
Source: the annotation of a GenBank genome assembly
AUGGACGAGGACCUGGAGCAGACAGUGGAACGCUACGCCACGCUGCUGACGUCAAAUGACGCCGAAAGGUUUGAGAAGGGGUGCGCGCUGAUAGACGACGCGUGCUACCAAUCAGAAGAGGUUGGAAAUCAAAAAGCUGAAUCAAGCUGGGCACCAAAGAGUAGGAUAGAAGUUCAGGUUGGAAAUCAGAAGCAAGAGAGAUUUGCUAGAAUUGCGCAAGAGCUUGCAGUCUACAAAGGGAGCGCUGUCUUGCUGCGCCUUUGGGAGGGAGCGCUCACUGAAAGGUCUAGACUUGAGCAGUUUGGAGAUGCUUCAACGGCGGUCAGAUUCUUUCAGACUAGCUGCAUCGCGGUCGCGUGUCUGUCCACAAGCAAGGUCGUCGUGGAGCGCUGCUUGAAAGAACUAGGCGCGGCGGGGCAGAAGCGCAUCGCGCGGGAGGUUUACGAGACUUUCUACGCGCGCGCGUCGCGGGCCGCGCGCGAGAUGGACCCGGAGAAGCUGAUAGCGUAUGGGCGGCUGAUGGUCGCGACGCCGCUGAAGUGCGUGGCCAACUUUGCGCUCGCGUCCAAAGCGUUCCGGGAGGCCAUGAGGGAAUACUCCGCGGAGCGCUCGCUUUUCGAACAGUUUGGACACUUCCUUUCCGCAGAGUUCCGCAGCAAGCUGCUCAGCGGAAGCGCUACGUCAGUUCCGUUGUUUCUGUCAGAUCUUGCGAUGACACUCGCGUUCUCAACCGACAGUCAGAUGUGGGCUCUCGACAAAGGUCUUCUCAAGCUCAUGGCAGCCGUGUACGAAGCUUCCGCUUCCGCAACCCAACGAGGCCGGAACGGAACUCCGGUGUUCCGCUGCAACGCGUCCCUGCUGCACCUGGCGCAAUCGGAGCCCACAGUGGAGAAGCUGCGCGCGCUCAACGCCCUCGAAGUAUUCCGGCCCUACAAACGGAACAUCGUCAUAACGGAACCGAACGGAAUCGACCUCUGGGAAUAUAUUGAGGCAAAGCUGCUCCGCCGAACCGUCAUAAUGAGAGAACUUAGUUCCGGUCGGCAGUUUACCUUAAGCGCGCAAAUGAGCGGAAGCGGAACCCCAGUCGUUUGCUCAUGGAAGCACUGUACCGCAGGACCCGAGCCGGUUGAAGGGACGAGAUUUGAAAAGUGUGGGCACUGUAAAGUUGCUCGCUACUGCAGCAAGGAGCACCAGAUCCUGCAUUGGCGCACCCACAAGAUUCACUGCAAAGCGAGUCUGGCGCAAGACAAAGCGAGUUCGUAG